AUGUGCGGCGGCGGCGGGCGCGGAGCGGAGCGGGCAGCGCAGCCGGGCCGGGCCGGGCCGGCGAGCAGCGAUGAGGUGCGGGGACGGCCCGAGAAGACCGAGCCGAGCGUAGAAGUUGCUGAACGGAGGUGAAAUUGCUGGCACGAGCCACUGCAUCCACCUGGGACGCUUCGCUGGCCAUCUGUGUUAAAUUAGCCGCCGCGCGCGAGCCGCCGACGGGCCCCGGGAUCGAUGGAGGGGCCGGGGAGCGCCCGCCGCCGCGGCCAGCGUCGCGGCCCCUGAAGCGGCGCCCGGCCGGCCGCUUUCACCAUUCGAGGCUCCCGCCGCGCAUGGCUCGUCCAACCCAGGGACUGGCGCCGGCCGCCCCGUAGGCUCCGGGCUCCCGCCGCUGCUCCCAGAUACUCCACAUAUCCCGAUGGGGUAACGUGACGGGAGCGGGACCGUCGCGCCGGCAGCGUCCCCGUGCCGAGGCCUCGGCGGGCAGCGCGGGGAGCCGGGACGGCGGCGUCCCCCCCCCCCCGGCACGCGCCGAGGAAGCCGACACUACAGCCGAGGGAUUUCGUUUUGUUUCGGUUUUGAUUUUUUAUUAUUAUUAUUAUUAUCGUUAUUAUUAUUGUUGUUGUUGUUUGGCUUUUACCACAGGGUCUGCCGGGGGGAUUGGGGGCGGUCGCGGUGCGGUGAGGAAUCCGACGUGCUCCCGAGAGCCGGGAAUAUUUGCACAACGUUUGUAUAUUGAGUUUCCAAUUCAGUUUUGGGUUUUUUUUUUUAAAGCACCGAGCUUUUUUUUUUUCACCCUCCCUGCACGUGGGUUUUUUUUUUUUUUUUUUUUUCCUUUUUGGGCCUUUUUUUUUUUUGGCUUUUUUUUGCUUUCGCCCCACCGCUGCUCUGUAUCGCCCUCCUCGGAUCCCGCCAUGGCCCGGAUGAACCGUCCUGCGCCGGUGGAGGUCUGCUACAAAAACAUGCGGUUCCUGAUCACCCACAACCCCACCAACGCCACGCUCAGCACCUUCUUGGAGGAUCUGAAGAAGUACGGGGCCACCACGGUCGUGCGGGUGUGCGAGGUGACCUACGACAAGACGCCCCUGGAGAAGGACGGCAUCACCGUCAUGGACUGGCCGUUCGACGACGGAGCGCCUCCUCCGAGCAAGAUCGUGGAGGACUGGCUCAACUUGCUGAAGACCAAGUUCUGCGAAGACCCCGGCUGCUGCGUGGCGGUUCACUGCGUGGCUGGCCUGGGCCGCGCUCCGGUCCUCGUAGCACUGGCCUUGAUCGAGAGCGGCAUGAAGUACGAAGACGCCAUUCAGUUCAUCCGACAGAAGCGCCGAGGAGCCAUCAACAGCAAGCAGCUCACGUACUUGGAAAAAUACCGACCAAAGCAGAGACUCCGAUUUAAGGACCCUCAUAACCACAAGAACAAAUGCUGCAUCAUGUAACCUCAAUGACCUCUUGCCAAAAUUCGUGCACACAGACACGCGGGCACUCACACGCAUCGCCCCCGCCGCCGUGCACCCCACCUACCACCCUGCUCGCAGGCCUCGCUCCGGGGACUCGGGCAGGGCAAGGGGGGCCUCGAUGGAGCACCACCGACCCCGGACCGUUCUUCUUACUGACCCCCCUCCCCUGAGAAAGGCUGUCUCCACCUGCCACGGCCCCAAGGAGGGAAGGCAGCGCUGCCCUUGACUCUUGGCUUUAGCAGGCAAUGAAUUCACGUGUCGGUUCUUCGUCACCUUCCUCUCUCCUCCUCCUCCCUCCCUGCCUUUCCCUCCCUGGGAGCCAGGAGCUGAGCCCUUUGCACCAAGAGCACAUCCCUGGCGUGGAGAGAUGGGUCUCCGCUGCUCUUCCUGGGCACAGCGGGGCUUGAUUAGGGGCAAUGCAUGAACAGCCCUGGCCAGGAGCCCCACGGGACCGCGGGCAGGGCUGUGCUGUCCAAGGAGGGAUUGGGGACAGCCGGGCUGGCCUGGACCAGCACCAGGUGGCCAAGCAUCCCAAAGCAGCAAAACCCUCUCCCCACCUCCUUCCUGUAAAUUAGGGCUGUGGGCCAGAGGCAUGGGGUAACACAGUGGCUUGGGGGGGUGGGGGUAGGAGGGACGGGAGGAAGAUGGUGAUGGCAGGGAGGAACAAAAGAGGUCUCAGCAGGGUGACAACCAACAAAGCUGAGAUCAAGUCCUCCCAGCAUCGUUCCCUUUCUCCUGUUCCUCCCCACACGACUUCACCAGCUGCCUGCGCUGCCUCCAUGCAGCCUGGGGUGGCCCGCUUGGGGCUUCGAGAGCCAACGGGGGGUGGGGGGCUCACUCCCCCAGCCGCUUCUCCAGACCCUGCAGCAGUGAAGCCAGGGCCAUCAGGAAGCUUGGGGACAAGAACAGGACUUUGAGGCCCCCAUCUUUUCAGGAUGCCAGGGUGCGUGGUCAAUACUGUGUCCCUGAAGUUUGGGGUGCUCUUAUUUAUAGCUUCCAAAUUCAAUGCACAUCGUUGUUGCUUCUCUUGGGGUGUGCUGGGGGCAAUUUGCUGCUUAUCUGGGGGGAGCAGAGCCAUCACAGUCCCCGGCCAGCUGCGGGCUCCCGUGGCACUAUCUAUCCCAGCUCGCCCUAGGGCAAGCAUAACCACUGCAAAGCUUUCGCUCACCAGCAGCUGGGACGGGUCUUGCCUGCCUUGUAAAAUAGUCCCAGAACCGUCCUGCUGCCAGCUCCCAGCCCGAGCCCCGGGGUAAAGGAGAGCAGCUCAGCGCUGGGGCUGAGUGUGCAGGAGAUACAGGCAUCCCUGUCCUCUCCUCCAGCAGCCCAGCUCAGCACUGCCGUGCACACCCCAGGGUUGCAUCCGGCUGGGUCUUCCUGGGACCAAGCAGUGUGUAUCGUAGUUUCCCAUCUGGUCCCCAGGAUGGACAAGUAGGACAAGGAGAGUCGCGGAGCAAACCCAGCUUCUGGCUGACGAUGCCCCAGGGAUGCAAAGCGCAUCUCCGGGCAUGUCCAUGUCCUCCACCGUUGCAUUGGUGUUUGCUCUCUGCAGGGCUGGGGCUCUAGCUCUCCCAGGGAUUAGGGUUUCGGUGCUCCCAGCAAGAGCUCAUCACCAAAUUUGCGCCUGCCUUUGCCCUCCCCCGUGGCAUCUGUAACACAGCGUGUUGCCCUGUAAGCGCCUGGCACCCUGUAAGCCCCCUGGGUUGUGCUCUGCGGUGGAUGCAGAGCACCACCUGAGCCAGGACAUUAAAUGUCUCUCAAUCUUCUGCCUUUGAAUGCUUUCAGCAGCUGGAGCGGUGGGCACUUAGGGGGUUUGGGAGUGGUGUGUCUUCUGAUAAGGGUAAGAAGAAAUUUGCUAAUUAAAGGAAAAAAAAACUAUUUGUCUUCCA
Rhea pennata is the source of this 3340-nucleotide messenger RNA. RefSeq names its product protein tyrosine phosphatase 4A3 (gene PTP4A3). Gene Ontology annotation, biological process: endothelial cell migration; protein dephosphorylation. The coding region runs from base 912 to 1433 and encodes 173 amino acids. Gene Ontology annotation, cellular component: nucleus; cytoplasm. The record is from RefSeq and is a predicted model, not a curated record. NCBI's taxonomy places the organism in Eukaryota, Metazoa, Chordata, Aves, Rheiformes, Rheidae. The transcript is spliced from 7 exons. Gene Ontology annotation, molecular function: protein tyrosine phosphatase activity; protein tyrosine/serine/threonine phosphatase activity.